Cucurbita moschata (crookneck pumpkin) is the source of this 1950-nucleotide messenger RNA. RefSeq names its product serine/arginine-rich splicing factor RS31-like. The coding region runs from base 735 to 1658 and encodes 307 amino acids. Gene Ontology annotation, biological process: mRNA splicing, via spliceosome. NCBI's taxonomy places the organism in Eukaryota, Viridiplantae, Streptophyta, Magnoliopsida, Cucurbitales, Cucurbitaceae. Gene Ontology annotation, cellular component: nuclear speck. Gene Ontology annotation, molecular function: RNA binding. The record is from RefSeq and is a predicted model, not a curated record. The transcript has 5 exons.
GCGCGAUUAACAGUAGCAACGAUGAGGCCGAUAUUUGUUGGGAACUUCGGGUAUGACACCCGGCAAUCUGAACUGGAGCGGUUAUUCGCCAAAUAUGGGAGAGUUGAAAGGAUCGACAUGAAGUCUGGAAUUUCUUCUAAGGAAAAUGAGCCAAGCUCCUAUCUGGGCUCACCACCAUCUGUGCAUAAAAUUUAUUUUGGAAGGAAACUUCCUGCUUGCCUGCUUAGCUUCACCUACAGAUAGCAUCAUCCUGAUUUUUCUUCAAUCAAUCAUUCGUCAUUCAUCUACCUCAUCACUUAAGUUGCAAUACAACAGAAUCGUCUUAAUGGAUUGAUCUUUAUCUCAUGCCUCAUCAAUUAAGUUGCAAUUCACCAGAAUCGUGUUAAUGGAUUGACUAUAUCUCUUGCCUUUGCCUACCUAUCACCACUGAUCAUAGGACUUCACUGAAUUCUGGUCAUGCCUUCCAUAUGAUAUUAGUGGCUGAAUGAAAUCUGUCAUGCCAUGCCUUCCAUUUCUGAACUCGUGCUGUGUGAAAGGCGAAGCAUAGUUGAAAUUUUGGAUUUAAACCUUUAGUAUGCAACCAUCUUAGUUCAUCAUGCAACGUCUCUACAGCUAUAUGUGCAUCAGUCCUCCCAUAUUUGCAGGUGUUGUAUUUUUAUAGUUUAUCCCAGGGAAAGAAACGACGAGGCUGGGUGACAAUACCUGCUAAAUGGAUAAGGCUUCAACGUCUUACCAUGUUUUAUACAUCUAAUUGUUUGUAUUUGUCAGGUUUUGCAUUCGUUUACUUUGAAGAAGAGAGGGAUGCUGAAGAUUCUAUUCGUAGCCUUGACAACAUGCCAUUUGGUUAUGAUAGACGCAGAUUGUCUGUGGAAUGGGCUAGGGGUGAACGAGGUCGCAGUCGUGAUGGAUCCAAGUCGAUGGCAAAUCAGAGGCCAACCAAAACCUUGUUUGUGAUCAAUUUCGACCCGAUUCGUACUAGAGUUCGUGAUAUUGAAAGACACUUCGAACCUUAUGGAAAGGUGCUCAAUGUUCGCAUUAGAAGGAACUUUGCAUUUGUACAAUUUGAGACGCAGGAGGAGGCAACCAAGGCCCUUGAGUGUACCCACAUGAGCAAAAUAUUAGAUAGGGUUGUAUCAGUGGAGUAUGCUUUGAGGGAUGACGGUGAGAGGGGUGACCAUUAUGACGAUAGCCCUCGAAGAGCAGCUUAUGGGCGGCUUGGGGAUAGUCCUUAUCGGAGGUCACCUAGUCCUGUGUAUCACCGUCGACCAAGUCCUGACUACGGACGAGCUCGCAGCCCUGCUUAUGACAGGUAUAAUGGCCCUUAUGAACGACGUAGGAGCCCUGAUUAUGGCAGGAAUCGGAGCCCUGAUUAUGGCAGGAAUCGGAGCCCUGAAGUUGGCAGGAAUCGGAGCCCUGAAGUUGGCAGGAAUCGGAGCCCUGAUUAUGGCAGGAAUCGGAGCCCUGAUUAUGGCAGGAAUCGGAGCCCUGAUUAUGGCAGCAAUCGGAGCCCUGACUAUGGCAGGAAUCGGAGCCCUGAAGUUGGCAGGAAUCGGAGCCCUGAAGUUGGCAGGAAUCGGAGCCCUGAAGUUGGCAGGAAUCGGAGCCCUGAAUAUGGUAGUGUUCGCAGUCGUUCACCCAUUCGGAGGUCAAGAACCUAAAGGAAAUCAGACCCGACCCAUUUGGAGGUCAUGAACCUGAGGGAAAUCUAAUUUAUAAUUUUCCGUAGUUACAUUCAUAGGUUUAGGUCUGGAGUGUUAAGGGAUAGUGAGGAGUUUCUGUACAACCCUGGUGUUGAGUAUUUGAACUAAUGUUGGUAGAUUUGGUAUAAUGAAGAAACCGUGGUUUUGAUAUAUUUUUUGAAGCCUGUCGUCUUUGUGUUAACAAUUGUUUACUUGGGAACUAUCCAGCAUGCUUGAGGUAAGUAAAGACGUUGGAACAGGUUGAUAUAAC